GCCGCGAAGCCGAGCUCUAAAUGCGGAUUGAAUUGGUUGCGCCACCACGGAUGCUUCGGAUAGAGAUCGAGCGGCAACGCGACGAGCUCGUGGAAGACAAGACAAGGGGAACGGACGAGCGAUCAAAGUAUUAUCCGACGCAUGCGCGAGACACUUGUUGAUUGCGGAGGCGUCGUGCUCGCGGCAAGUCACGUGCGCACUCCCGCAGAUUGACACGCGCGCUCGUGUCCGCGCGCACGAGCUCUGCUCGACGUCGUAGCCCGGCAGCCAACGCCAACGAGUCGCCAUGGACGUACUGCAGAGCCUGCCGGUGGACAAAUGGAGCUCGCUGCUGGAUCUCCUGAAACGCGAUUGGCCGGCGUACGCCUACUACCACAAUCACGUGAACAACUCAAUCAAGUGGAAGGCUAAAGAGCCUUCGGUGAAGAUCGAUUUCUACUGCCCGCACGGAACGACCGAUGCUGGCGUUUUCAUCAGCAUCGCGGGCGGUGCAAGGAUAAGCCUCGUCGUGUUUGCGUUUGACGAAUCCAAAGAUAUAUUGCAGGAAGUUCUACGCAAGACACGCCGUAUAAACUGGAGCGAAUCGUUGAUUUUCGCUUGCGUUCACGAAGGCAUCCUGGGCGUCUUGAAGAAUUUUUUAGAGACAGCAGGACGGAGUAAGGGCUGCGUCAGUUACAAGUCUCUCGAUAAUUAUUGCUACUUCCUAUCGAAGGAGCACUGCUCGAAGAUAAAAGUGAAAGUUCCAGAAGAGUGCGAAUUGAAACGAAUCGAUGAAACUUUCGUGCCACUGAUCCAUUCGCUUUGGCCUCAUCGAGACACUCGGCAUCCCGAGAAGACCCUUGGUUUUUUGACGGAAAUCGCGAGGCUCAACGGCGGCUACGGACUAUUCUCGAAACAAGAUCACUCUCUGCUCGCCUGGAUAUUCCAAUGUAGCAUCGGCGGUCUCGGAAUACUGCAAACGCUAGACGAGCACAAACGAAAGGGUUACGGCAAAUGCGUGGCGCAAGCUCAAGCCAAAUACUUGGCCGAGACGGAAGGCCUAGAUGUCACUUUGUUCGUCAUCCAAAGUAAUCUGCCGUCGCAGAGCUUAUUCGAAUCGAUGGGUUUCAAGCGAGUCGCUGCACCCGCUUGGGUUUACGCCAAUCCGUGACAAUAUAUAUUUUGUCGCAAGCUUUUUUUUAAUCGUGUUUUUCAACGAACAAGAAAACCGAGAUAUCAUCAGCUCGACUUCAUUCGUCGCUUAUCCUUAUCUGCGCGAAUGUGUAAUUACGUAGACAAACUUCCCACGAGCUUGCGCGUUCGACGGGAGGUCGCCUUUGCACCUGGAGCACAUAUACGACAGAUUUUUGUCGGACUAAUUGCGCACAUAUACACCGGAAGGUUUAUGACACCGACCUAAAGGCAAACUCUCAGAGGGGUGCGUCCAGUUUUUUUUUUGUCGUUUCAACCCUGUGUUUGUCGUAUCACGUUUAAAAAAGCAACAUUUGCCAACUGCGUUCGAUCAAGUCAAAUCUCACGUUAUUUGGAAUAGUCAUGCAGUCAAGGGAAUUGUUUUUAUUUUAAUUUCACGUGGCGCAAUUAAAAUCGCGCGGAAAGAAAAAUUACAGUUCGCAGCCCCUCGUAAUGAUAUUUACUUAGAUGACUUUUUGGUGAUGCGGGAAGCAAAUAGAUUAAGGAAAUAUGUUGCCGCAUCGCAAUCCGACGCUUUUCAUUAGUCAAGAUUAUAGGUUUGCUCUAACAGACAUUCCCUCGCGUGCGUGUUACUUCCGUCCACUUUGAUGAAACUCAACUGUGUUGGAUAAAUGCUGUAAAUUAGUCAAAUUCCGCGAAUGAAAAAAAAGGUAAAUAAAGCCGAAACUUGCGUAUACUCAAAUUUACGACCACGCAAGUGACGUUCGAAAUGAUCGCGUUUAAGAACCCGGCAAACAACCAUUAAUAACCAAAUCGAUAGAAAGCCACUCUUUCAAAAAAAUUACAGUAGCCGAAGAUAAAAAAAGACACGAUUCAUCGAUUCAAAUUGAAGCUUAACUCGACAACAGCUGGUCAAUAUAGCUGUCCUCGAAAAAAAAGUGAGCGAGAGAGAGAGAGAGAGAGGUAUCAUGGGCCAUUCGCGCGUAUGCAGGUGCGAGCUCCCGUUCCAAUUGACUCAUCGACGCGCGCCAGCGCAAGACGCGAGGCAUUCUCAUAUAGGCGCGCUAAAGGCCCCUUAUCUGGAUCUGUGCGAGAAGGGCGCGUACGCGCAAGCAUCUGUCUCGGCGUUGCGUGCCGACUUGGGAAAGCAGGCCGCGGAAGAGGGUUGCGCGUGCGACGGCAUCUGGUCGGAGAGAGAGAGAGAGAGAGAGAUUCGACCGAGUGAUAUUGCCCGCCACUGCCGCGCUGGUCAUUCGGUUCUCAUGCCGCCACGGCCACCUUGUCGCGUCUCAGGUCAUUUGUCCGAUUUCUCGACCGAAACUGUCCUGGGGGUUGCCGACGCUCUUCGGCGCGCCGUUUCACAGCUGCGGCAGCUCGGCUUUGAUUGAUAACGCUGCGGUGAGCAACGAUGCUGCCCCGGCGCUGUUCACAAUUUAUUUAUUUUUUCGAUUUCUUGCCCCUCCUCCUUACGUUGCCUUCCUCCUGGGCGUGCUCGCGCGCUCGUAAAUCAUCUCGUUUUCGAAUAGACGAGCGCGCUCGACAUCGAUUCCAAUUGCACGACGUAAGGUCGCGAUCGGCUCGCAGCUAUUGCGAGCGGGCGGCGCUUCGCUGUCGCUGCCGAGAAGAAGCAACAGCUGGGUCCCGCGUCGAGCGCUCGACUUCGCAGCCUCCGUCGACAAUUCGCGAAGCGAGCGUGCGCUGCCUCCGGCUCGUCCCCGCGCGGAAACCCCGACCGACCGAGAAAAACAACGAAGCUCAACGGCACGGUGGCCUCGCAGGCUUCGCUGCCCUAUCGGCGAAAAGCAAACAGCGCGCAGAGCGCAGGGCAAUUCACCGCCUGCCGAAGAUUAACGGGCCAAAGACAAACAGUUGCGCGAUGCGCUUUAAAUUUGGAGUACCCGCUGCUGCUAUCGCACGCUCUCGGCCUUUCUCCCUGGCGGUACGUGCGCGCGCGUAUACACGCGCGGAAGCCCAACAACGGUGAAGUGUGCGUACUGGAAGCGCCCGCCAGAAGGAGAGAGAGGGAAGGAAGGCCCCUUUUGUCGGCGACUUGCUUGAGGGAUUCGCGGCAGCCACCCCAAAAAGAGUCAAGCGUGAGAGCGCGCGCGCGCGCCAAUUUUCAAGGGGUCGCCUAUUCCUCUCGCGCGCGGAGACGUUCCCAUGAGACCUCGGAUCCGCGAUUUCACGCGCCAUUUUUCUUUCUCUUCCCGCGGACGGCGGGCUCGAGGCCUCGAUCGCUGAAAAUUAAUGCUAAAGGAUUGUUCCAGCUCGCGUCGAUCUGUUGUGACUGGUACUCGUGCCGUUCGUUCUCGCUUUUCCGUUGCCACCUCGUCGCCCGUGUGUUUUAUGCGCGCGGCUAAGUAGAUGUCGGAUAACCCCUUUCAAAAUAAACGAUGAUCGCGUGUCACGGCGGGAAAAGCGCAAUGAUGAAUGUGCGCCGAUGAAUGUCGAUUCAGCGCGCCUAAAUAUUUUGAUUUCAAUUGCCUCGGCUUAACUCUCCGCGCGCACCGCGAGCGUCGACGCAUGGGCACUCGUGACGCGGGUGCGUCGAGGAGGCGCCGCAACCAACGAGAAAAUUGCGAACACGACCGCAACGCGUCGAAUCGAUCUCGUCGAUCGUGCGCGCAUAAAAGCCUCGAAAGCCGCACCGACGAGAAAUGCCAAAUGCGCGGACUCGCCGGAGAUAAAGCAAAUGGCACAUAUACACGUACACGCGUGCGUACGCGCGUGUGCACGUGUAUCUGCGCGCACACAGAAGUCGCGGCCGGCGCCACAUCCGGCCCAAUCGUUUGCUCGAACACGCCGCUCGGCCGUCAUUAUAUACAUAUGCAGAUUGGGCGCGAUGCGUGCGGCGAAAUUCUAAAGUCGUCUAGGUGGCAAAAACGAACUAAUUGGACGUGGGAACCGCAAAGAGCGAUUGUCCAAAAAGCGAUUUAUCUUUUUCCGCCUCUUAUCUUCAAUGCUGCAUUCUUACAUGCGAUGUGCGCGCGAGCGCGCGAGCGCGCGCGCGGCGCGCGUGUGUGUUGUAGAUUGGCCCACAUUUUUUUCCUUCACUUCUCACAGAGAUUCGCCUGAACAAAGAUUUUUUUUUCUCCUCCUCUUCUCCACCGAAAAUACGACGCUUGGGAAGAUGCUGGCUUGCAGCGCCAAACAAGCGUGUGAGCGUUUCAAAGGUUGCUUUCAAGUUUUGAUUGUUUUCUACAGGUUUGUUUAUUUUUCUACUGCUAAUAUAUUUUUUUUUCAUAUUCAUUUGCGAGACUCGACGUUCAUUUUAUAAACAUUUCAUCAAUUAUUGCGUACACGUUAUUUGUCCGAGCAAACUUACAUUCCAGCCUUUACAAUUUCAACUCUAAUAUAAGAAAACUCAUUUAUUAUUUGUGGUUAUAAGAACAGGAAAAUAAUUUAUUAAUUAUAAUUUAUUUAUCUUGGAAAAUCAGACUAUUUCGUUCUUUACAAAACCGAUUUCAUUAAAAGCUAAUUAUGAAUCCCACUUAAACAAAAAUUGUAUAAAGCUCCAACAUAAUAGCAAU
Molecule: messenger RNA, 4661 nt
Organism: Phymastichus coffea
Lineage: Eukaryota; Metazoa; Arthropoda; Insecta; Hymenoptera; Eulophidae
Exons: 4
Coding region: 287-1150 (287 amino acids)
Molecular function (GO): acyltransferase activity, transferring groups other than amino-acyl groups
Source: RefSeq, a predicted model, not a curated record